GAAGAAGAGGUUUGUCGUCGGCUGAAAGACGUAUUCUUGUUGUCAUUGUUGUUGAGGUCGAAGGGGAAGUACAGGAAGCAAUGGGCAUUAAUUUUGGAAAUAUGGAGAAGGCCAAUGACCUGCUAGUCAAGGCAGGACUUCAGCCAGUAUCAAAAAGCAGCCUGUUGUUCUACUAUAUGCCCAUGAAGGGAGUGAUUUCGUACACAAUGCUGGCCAGUCAGAUGCUCACCCCGGAGUUGUAUCAAGACGUCACCAUUUUUAGAUUUUUCGGAAUACCCCAGUACAUAUCGCUAACAAAUGCCUGCUUGGUUAAUUCACUGACUGGAACAGCUUUGUACUUGUAUUCUCGUCCUCAUCUUGCAAAAGCAGCCCCAAAGGAAAGGAUUCUGUUCUGUGCCUUUGGAAGUACCAUCUUUAACCUUGGAUCCAUGUUGGCCUGGGCCUUAGGCAGCACCGUAGCCCCUGGGUCUCCAGCCCUCCGUUUUCUGAUGGGGGUUGGGGGAGCAGUAGGGAUACUGUAUGUUGGGAAACGAUACAUAGCUCAUGUAGACUCUCAAGUUAAAAUCAAAGAGUAAUUAAUGGCCUUGUAAAUUUGAAGUGAUCUUUGUACAUAUGGUCGAAUGUUUUUUAAUAUUUUAGUAACGAUUUAGUGGACUCUCACUAAGCAUUGCACAAUGAAAAGUAUGAUUUGUAAUCAAAUACACUGUAUUAGAUAAGCAUUUGAGAUCGUAUAGUGGAUGUAGGUAGCUUUUUCAAAGCAUGUCACAUACUUAAUGAAAUUCAAAGUGGAUUACUCCAUGAAUUGAUAGCCUGUAAUGUGCUUCCAACUAGUCUACAGCACACAUUUUAUACUUGAAAACUAGAAUUGCACUUUGUGCUCAUAUAAAUACUAUUUGGAUAGAUUUGUAAGGUGCUACUUAAUAUAAAACAGGGAAGCUGAAGUGUAAAUAUGAAAUCUCUUGUUUUGUAUAAUUGUAGACUUUGAAUAGAUUUCUUUGAAGCAGACAGAUAAGAGAUUAUGGCUUGGUCUUAACAAUGUGAAAUCUCAUGUUUUGUAUACGUAAUUGGACUUUGACUAGAUUUCUGUGAAGCAGAGAGAUAAGCCCAUAUGACUUGGUCUUACAUGUGUUCAGCG
This is a messenger RNA of Macrobrachium nipponense, 1135 nucleotides long. RefSeq lists its product as uncharacterized. The record is from RefSeq and is a predicted model, not a curated record. The transcript is spliced from 3 exons. Lineage: Eukaryota; Metazoa; Arthropoda; Malacostraca; Decapoda; Palaemonidae. The coding region runs from base 81 to 575 and encodes 164 amino acids.